Molecule: messenger RNA, 2000 nt
Organism: Medicago truncatula (barrel medic)
Lineage: Eukaryota; Viridiplantae; Streptophyta; Magnoliopsida; Fabales; Fabaceae
Product: DELLA protein 2-like
Exons: 1
Coding region: 35-1798 (587 amino acids)
Source: RefSeq, a predicted model, not a curated record
AACCAAUAAUACUAAAAAAAAAAUUGUUUUUGUUAUGGAAAACUUAUACAAUUUGGGUGACUUCAGUUUCAAUAUAGUUGAGGAUAAACUUAGUUCAUCCAAUGAUACAUUUUGGGAAACCAAAGGGCAUAAUGAAAUGAAAAAUGUACAAUUUUCUGUAGCAGAAGAUCUAGGAGACUAUAAUGGAAUUGAGUCUCUUUGCUCUAAUUUUGGUUUCUUUCAAGAUGAUCCAUCAUAUCAAGAAAAUGAGUUCCUAAAGUUUCAUCACCAACAACAAGAAUCAUAUCAAGAUUAUGAAACUUUUGAUAACCUACACUUUGACAUGGUUCACUUUGGUGACACAAAAAAGGACCAACCAUUCUACCAAACUCCUUUAGCACCAGUUGACAUAUUGAAGAAUUAUGGCAAAGGAUUCAAGAGGCUAUUACCUGAUGAUGAAGGAAAUAUCCUUCAUCCGGUUAAUGACUUUGGUUUAGUCACAAAUAAUGAAAAUGAGAAAAAGUUGUUGUCAACUAUAGAGAUCAUGAAGAUGGCUGGAACAAGGUUCAUACAAUCAUCGUCUUCGUCAAAAUCUGCAUCAGGUUUGAUUCUUAAUCACCCUUUUGGUUUUUCUUUCUCCGGUUUAUCUGAUGAAGAGAAAGAAAAUGUUUCGCUUGCUGAAUCACUCUUAGCUUGUGCUGAGAAAGUCGGAUAUCAACAAUAUGAACGCGCUAGAAAAUUGUUAUCACAAAUCGAGUCUUUAUCUUCGAAGACAGGUAACCCGGUUAAGCGUGUGGUUCAUUAUUUUGCUGAAGCUCUUUGUCAAAGAAUCGACAAAGAAACAGGACGAUUUUCUGUUUCAUCCAACAAUAUGCAAAAGAUGGAAUCUUUAUUUGAUCCUCAAGAGGUUAGCAAGGAUCUAAACCCGGCCAUGAUCGCGCUUUACGAAGAUCUUCCAUUCAGUCAAGUUUCAAUAUUCACUUGUGUACAAGCUUUAUUGGAAAAUGUAAAUGAUGCAAAGAAGAUUCAUGUUAUUGAUCUCGAAAUUCGAAAAGGGUGUCAAUGGACAAUCCUUAUGCAAGCACUUCAAUCGAGAAACGAAUGUCCACUCGAGCUUCUAAAGAUAACAGCUAUUGAGAGCGGAAACUCAGACACUUCAAAGCAUAUAGUUGAGGACACUGGUAAAAGAUUGAAGGAUUUCGCGCAAAGUUUAAACAUACCUUUUUCGUUCGAUAUAGUUGUUGUAUCUGAUUUGUUACAUAUAAGAGAAGAACUUUUCAAGAUAGAUUCGGAAGAAACAGUCGCGGUUUAUUCUCAAUUUGCGCUUAGAAGCAAGAUUCAACAACCAGACAAACUCGAAACAAUCAUGAGAGUGAUUAGAACCAUAAAUCCUAUAGUAAUGGUUGUCGCCGAGAUUGAAGCUAAUCACAAUUCCAAAUCUUUUGUGAACCGUUUCAUUGAAGCACUUUUUUACUUUAGUGCAUAUUUUGAUUGUUUUGAGACUUGUAUGAAAGGUGAUGAGAAGAACAGAUUUAUACUAGAGUCAAUGUAUUUUAGUCAUGGUAUUAGGAAUAUUGUGGCUGAAGAAGGAGCUGAAAGAAAGAGUAGGAAUGUAAAGAUUGAUGUGUGGAGAGCAUUUUUCACAAGAUUUGGAAUGGUGGAAACAGAAUUGAGUAUGAAGUCUUUGUAUCAAGCUGAAUUAGUGGCUAAAAGAUUUGCUUGUGGAUAUGCUUGCACAUUUGAUAUGAAUGGUCAUUGUCUUCUUGUUGGAUGGAAAGGAACACCAAUUAAUUCUGUUUCUGUUUGGAAAUUCAUCUGAUUAUUGUAAAAUGCAAGAUACAUUUUGUAUCUUGUUGUCCAAAUCCAUGGUUCUUAUUAGUAUAAUUACUAGUUUCAACUUAAGAGACACAUUUGUUAAAAGGAUGUUGCAUGUGCUUAUUAUAUGACCUAGUAUUGUGAUAUUUGGGUUUUCUCUUCUUUCUUUUUUUUGGUAUAAAUGGACCCUAUAUAAUAUUGGAAAA